AUGAAGAAACUUAAUUGUUUCUGGACAUUAGGUCUAUGUUUGGUAGCCAGCAAACUUUCCAAGGCAUUGGUCAUAAACCCCAGGGUGCCAUCUAUCUAUGACUCAAAAUUUAUACAGGAGAUUGUUGACAGCCAUAAUGAACUUCGAAGCAAGGUCAACCCCUCGGCAGCCAAUAUGAACUACUUGUAUUGGGAUAAGAAAUUAGCAAAAGUGGCCGAAUCAUGGAGUAACAAGUGCCAAUUUGCCCAUAACCCCUGUAUUAAUAAACAAUAUCAAUGUGAUAAAGAUUAUGACGUUCUUGGAGAAAACAUAUUUUUAGGUGGAAUACAAACUACACCAAAACGUAUGAUUUCAUAUUGGUAUAAUGAAAGUCAACAUUAUACUUUUGAUACUAUGGCAUGUUCUAAAGUCUGUGGCCAUUAUACACAGGUAGUUUGGGCCAAUUCACUUAGAAUUGGAUGUGCACUGUCCAGCUGUCCUAACCUGGGAAGUUCUAUGGGACUAUUUGUAUGUAAUUAUUCACCACCAGGAAAUUAUAGAGACACCAAACCUUACAUAAAAGGAGAAUCCUGCUCCAACUGUACAACAAGUGACUGCAAAGAUAAUCUCUGCCAUGACUGGGUUGUUUCUAUAAGAAUAUAA
Messenger RNA from Onychomys torridus (southern grasshopper mouse), 642 nucleotides. Its product is annotated as GLIPR1-like protein 1. The record is from RefSeq and is a predicted model, not a curated record. The coding region runs from base 1 to 642 and encodes 213 amino acids. NCBI's taxonomy places the organism in Eukaryota, Metazoa, Chordata, Mammalia, Rodentia, Cricetidae. The transcript has 5 exons. Gene Ontology annotation, cellular component: extracellular region.